AUGCAACCCGCAAGAGUCAAGAGGCAGAAGGUGAGCCUCGCAUGCCAACCGUGCCGCCUCCGGAAGACAAAGUGUGAUGGCCGUGGACCUGUGUGCCAACCUUGCCAGAAGAAGGCGGGAACUGGCCUGAGAUGUACCUGGAAAACCAGUACGGCGGCUUCGCUUCCGACUUCAUCUACAGGUACAGAACAACGUCAAAGCGCCGAUCGACGGGCUCCGCUUUCACACCCGGCCGCUUCCCUCGAGGGUCUCUGGCCACAUGCAGCUUCCGCUCCUCGAGAGUCGCCUUCCGACCAGAUACCGCCCGUCAUCUAUCAAUCGACUCUGUCUCCCUCGUCUCACUCACCUCUUGCGCCUAAUAUACAACCGGGGGACGCUGGCGUGCGUAGUUCUGUAAGACUACACGAAGGCCAGGAUGCCGCAUUGGGACCGCAACAUGUGUCUCCUUCGGAACAGUCCGUCCACGCCAUUAUCGGCGCCGCUUUGGAAGAAGACAGUGGAGCAGGUUUCUUUGGAAGCUCCAGCGCUGGAACGUUUAUGCAAAGCGUGAAAAGGAUGAUUCAGCAAAAGGUCAGUGGCGCCACACAACCGGAGCGACAGUCCUUGACCCCAAAUCCACAACUGCAACAUCUACCUGCCUCCGGCAAUGCCUCAACCACACAGAAACAGUUUGACUAUGUCCUGCCCUCUCGACGCAGGGCAGACAUUCUGAUGUCUGUCUAUUGGAAAUACGUCCACGUCCUUUACCCAUACCUGGACAAACCCCGCGUUCAAGAAGAUUACGAGAAGCUCUGGAAAGGGGAUGCUGGGCCGAUCGAUGAUGAGCGGUCUUACCUGUGCUUAUUAAAUACGAUGUUUGCCCUUGCCAGUCAGUUGGAUGAGUCAACCUCGAUCGAAGAGCGAGAGCAGCUUGCCCACACCUAUUACACCAGGGCGCGAGGUCUACUGGAUAUUGUGGACGGCGGAUCAGUUCGCUCGGUACAAUCUUUUUUGCUUCUUGCACAAUACUUCCAGAGUACUAAUGAACCCCAUCCGUGUUGGAUGUUUGUUGGACUUGGGAUACGCACCGCACAAAGCCUGGGGCUUCAUUUACCGGAGACCAGCGAACGUGCCCCUGAUAUCCGAACGCGAGAGCUUCUGCGCAAAGUCUGGCAUGGGUGUAUUCUUAUGGAUAGAGUUAUCUGCAUGACAUAUGGUCGGCCUUGCAUGAUAGGUCCGAAGGCGGCGGUCACGGUGCCCCUUCCCCUCGCGAUCGAGGAGGAAGAUCUUAUGCGCAGCCCUCCCCAGGAACAAGCAGCCGGUUCGCAGCGAUCAUCGGCGGUCGAAUUCUACGUCCACUCGCUUAAAUUGUACACAAUUUUGCACGACGUGUUGUUCAACUUCUACUCCGUCAACUUCAAACAGACUCGUCCCCUUGACGCCGACAAAUAUUUCGGUUCCUUGAGCGAAGGACAAUCCUCGGUAUUUGAGAUUGAGCACCGACUGUUCGGAUGGGAAAACAGCAUUCCCGACCAUUUGAAGAUGGAUCCAAGGCCCCAAGUUGAAGUGAGAGGCGCCCAGCUGUAUCGCCAAGCCGUCAUCUUGCACCAAAGGCAGCUACAUGUGCGUUUGUUGCUCUUGAGACCUGUCCUGUCGAGUUUCAUAACCACAGAAUUCUACAACGGAGACCGGUCUGUUCCCUUGGCCAGCGCACUCUCCCAUAGAGUCUUUCUUCAGUGUGCGAUUGUGUGUGUCCGCGUCGCACUCGAAGCCAUCCACAUCAUCUAUCGAGAAAGAGGGCGCAACGCCGGGGAUAGUGGAAGUCUAGCAGCAUGGUGGUACAACGUCCUUUACUUGUAUACGUCGGCAACGGUACUCAUUGCUGCUCGCCUCUGCCCUGCCAUCUUCGCCGAUGUCUCGGAGGAAUCGAUUCUCGACGGCUGGCGCAAGGCCAUGGAAAUUCUCGACUGGUACAGCCCCUUUGGCACCUCCAUUAAGCGUCUCACUACGACCCUGCGUCUUCUCUCCGACGCCGUUCCCCAACAGUACUCUCGCUUCAAAGGCAACUCUCAACAGUCUCAACCGAACACCUCGUCCGCUGCUCAGAAUAUCGGCCAACGCUCACCUUCAAUGUCAUCUUGGCGCCCACCUGAGCCAGUGGACAACAUCGAAGUACCCGUGGCUGACACGGCGGGGGCCGCUCCACAAGAUGACCUUUACUUGUUCUCCAACGAACCUUUCCUCGACUUUGACUCGGUGUUUGAUCCCAACGAUCUUUCCUGGCUUAUGACUAUUCCACUGGACAGUUGA
Molecule: messenger RNA, 2289 nt
Organism: Cladophialophora immunda
Lineage: Eukaryota; Fungi; Ascomycota; Eurotiomycetes; Chaetothyriales; Herpotrichiellaceae
Exons: 2
Coding region: 1-2289 (762 amino acids)
Biological process (GO): DNA-templated transcription; positive regulation of transcription from RNA polymerase II promoter by galactose
Cellular component (GO): nucleus
Molecular function (GO): DNA-binding transcription factor activity, RNA polymerase II-specific; zinc ion binding; RNA polymerase II cis-regulatory region sequence-specific DNA binding
Source: RefSeq, a predicted model, not a curated record